Molecule: messenger RNA, 3429 nt
Organism: Chanos chanos (milkfish)
Lineage: Eukaryota; Metazoa; Chordata; Actinopteri; Gonorynchiformes; Chanidae
Gene: nckipsd
Product: NCK interacting protein with SH3 domain
Exons: 13
Coding region: 108-2324 (738 amino acids)
Biological process (GO): endocytosis
Molecular function (GO): protein binding; Arp2/3 complex binding
Source: RefSeq, a predicted model, not a curated record
UUCUAGAUUUGUUCUAAUAAGGGAAUAAGCGGUCAAUAACUUCAGUAGGUUUUUUGAAAGGCAGAAGUUUUUGGCUUGCAUAGAAAUAAGCAACCGCCUGAGUCAAAAUGUAUCGGUCUCUAUAUGCCUUCAAAUCAACGGAGCCCAACUCCCUUCAUUUCGCGGCCGGGGAAAGCUUUCUGAUCCUGGAACGAAGCAAUAAACAUUGGUGGCUUGGAUCUCGCUGCAGUUCUGGAGAAACCGGCUACAUACCCGCUUCCUAUAUCGAAAAAAUUCAGGCGCCAGAGCAUGAUGAGGUGCUGCAGUCGAUUGAUCGGGCUAUUGAGGGAAUCCACAAUGUGGCCAUGAAAAAUGGAGGCAAAUAUAAUCUUGAACAGAGGGAUGUCCUCCAGAAACUGAUACAUCACAGGAAGGAGACUCUCGCUCGCAGGAGCCCGACCAUCUCCAAAAACAAACAGGGUCUUCCCUCCUCUGCCAGCGAACUGUCACUUAGCCACACCCCACAGCCACCCAACGGACUUAGUCGCGUCUAUGGACGACAGAGCAGUGAGCCGGUGUCAGAGAGCCCUGACAGUAUGCAGGGAGAGCGGGGUCUCUAUCAGGUACCUCCGCAGCCCCGUCGUGCAGCACCUAUAACCCCGCCCCCUCCAGAAAAACGCAGGGAGAGCCGACGCCCUGCCGAACAAGAUAUACCCCCGCGAGUCUCUUCCGCUUCCACUAGUUCUGCACCAGUUACUGCUGCAGGAGUCACACCAUCGAUCAGCUCCACUUCCCUGGAUUCUGGCUCUGUUUCCUCUGAUGUUAGUUUGCCAAGUGUGGCCAGCACGCCACCCCCUGUGCCAAGCAGAGCCAAAGCUCCACCUCAUCCUCCUCCUUAUGACAGCUUGGAUUCUGAGCCUUCCCCCCAGCAACCUCAGAAAAAGGGUCCAGCGCCACCGCCUCCUCCACCAGUCACGUCACAGCCUACUCCUGAGGACCACUCGAAGACCGAAUGGCCCUCAGCCCCGCCCCCAGUUUGUGCCAGUCCCCCUGGAAGUCCCACCCAUUCGGAACCUGUUCCCAUGACAACAGGAGCAGAGCUGAUCGAGCUGGUUCGAAAAAACACGGGCCUCAGCUACGAGCUGUCUCGUGUCGCCGUGGGAAUAGUCGUUGGCCACCUUCAGACUACUUUGCCCCAAGCAGCAUCUGCUCUUGAGCAGGUUCUCCUCUCGUUAGUGGAGAGCAAGGAUCUGAGUGCAGGGUUGCCACGAGGUCAGGUGUGUCACGACGAACAGCGUCUGGAGGUGAUCUUUGCAGACCUGGCACGUCACAGAGAGGAUGCUCAGCAGCGCAGCUGGGCAUUGUAUGAAGACCAUGCGCUCAUAGCUUGUUAUCUCGAAGAGUUACUGCAGAUUCUGACGGAUGCAGAUCCUGAGGUCUGUAAGCGAAUGUGCAGGGUUAAUGAUUUCGAACCUGUGCUGUCACUUGUCUCCUACUACCAGAUGGAACAUCGGGUUUCUCUACGGCUUCUGCUCCUCAAGGUUUUUGGGGCGAUGUGUGGUCUGGACGCUGCCCUCAUCUCCACACUCCUUAACUCAGUUUUGACCAUGGAGCUGGCCAGAGACCUGCAGACAGACACUCAGGAGCACCAGAAGAUGUGUUACACUGCGUUAGUGCUGACCAUGAUCUUCUCAAUGGGAGAACAAGUGCCCUAUCAUCAUUACGAGCACUUAAAUAGCGGAUUUGUGCAGUUCAUUUUGGACGUCAUCGAGGACGGUCUUCCCUCAGAUCCCACCGAGCAGCUGCCAGAUCUCUUUGUGAAUCUAGUCCUUGCUUUCAACCUCCAUCUCACAGCACCUGAGAAUAACAUGGUUAUGCAGACUUUAAUAAAGAGGCACAAUGUGAAGAUCCUCUCAGAGAAAAUACUGCUGCUUCUGAAUAGAGGAGACGAUCCGGUGUGUCUUUUUAAGCAUGACCCCGCUCCUCCGCAGUCUGUUCUGAAGUUCCUACAGGAUGUUUUUGCCAGCAAAGACACUGCAAAUAUUUUUUACCGAACUGACAUGAUGGUAAUGAUUGAUAUCGCGGUACGGCAGAUUUCAGACCUUUCCCCAGGCGAUAAGCUAAGAAUGGAGUAUCUCUCCCUCAUGCACGCUCUCAUGCGCUCCACGGAUUACCUGGAGCAUCGCCAUCGUCUCUCUGACCUGCAGGCGGCGCUACAGAGGAUUCUGAAAGAGGAGGAUGAUGACGGAGAGGAAGACAGUUCAGCCAGGGCCAGACAGAUGGACAGACUCAUAGUACAGGAGAUCUACAAAGAUUUCCCUCAGAUCACUGAGAUCAAAAACUGAGUUCCAGAGAAAUGCUCCCUCAGACUGAUGGUUCUGUCUGCAGUGUGUCUCCUUAGACAGUGGCAUCCAACUCCCUGUAGGGACCUCUUAAAAGCAACGCUGUAGAAAGUAUUCCCCCAGACUGAGGGUCAUAACUGCAACAUGCUUAAAAAAAGAACAAAAGCAGCUUAAAAAGAACAAAACCCCGAAACACGUGCUGUUCCUUGAGCCGACAGAUCACAAUGUAUUCUCUUAAAAGGGAUUAAGCUGUAGUUUGCCAUAGUCUUGCUCUGGCUUCAGACGUUACGCUGUAAUGCAUAAUUAAUCAGAAUCAGCUACUUGUCAUCUGUACUGGCAUGUUGCCAUUGCUCCUAACAUCUUAUUGUCGCCUGGUGAAACUGCACAGGACAGUGUAUUAACUUAGCAACUAUAAAGGUUGAAUACAGCAUAAAUGUUGCUGCCAUAUAUUAUGAUAUGUGUAGCUGUGAUAUGCCGUAAGCUGAGCCUUAUUAACCAAACCUGUUUGUCCCGACUCACUAACUUUAUCUAUGAUACUCUACAAUGUUCUUAACGAAAGCUGUGAUACAUCGUCAAGUGGACAAAUCUUCUUCAUGCCAGUAUCAUGAUGAAAGUAAGGGAUGGAUACAGUUGUCAGUCAUUUUAGAGUUUUUUUUUGUCAUUUACGCAUCAUUUUACAAGAUACAGUACAUCUCACUCUCUACCUCUCCUUUCCCGAAAGCAUAAAUAUAUCCAGCAGUUUUACUUAACGCUAUACUCAUUCUUUACCAGACUCUGCCUUGAUGCUUACCUUCAUUAUUACAUGAACUGUCUCUCUCUUUGUGUUUAUCCUGACUUUCCCAUUUUGAGACUUAAACUAAGUAAGUGUUAUCUGCCAAUGGCUCUAUCUUUGGAUCAGUAUUAAAACCGUGACUCUGUUCAUUGUACCCCUACUUGCACCACAGUCACACACUCACACAUGCACCAUAUUGAUCAUUUCAAAACACAGACACACAUAGAGGUGGUGUGGUCAGAAUAAAAAUGGUAUGCUCAGGUUUGUGUACCAGUGUGUGUAUGGGUGUGUGUGUGUGAGAGAGACAGAGAGAAGGUUCAGAAUGGUUAAAAUGUG